AUGAAGAGACGAGCUGUGGAUUUCGCUUUUGCGCUUCUUCUUCUAGUGGAUUUGGUUCAGGCUCUCGCCAUCCCUAAGAUGCACCCUGAUGAACUGCUCCGUGGGAGGAAAGCUCGGGACGGUGGGGCCAGACACGCUGCACAGAGGCACCGCAUUAACAGCCUGCCGCACUACAUGAUCCAUCUCUACCGGGUCAUGCUGAUCGAAGACCAGAUCAGUACUCAGGCUGACAGCGUGCCCCACACUUGGAACGAAGAAAAUCUUCACAGCUCCGAUUCUGUGAUCAGCCUGGUCGCCAAGAGCUGCCAGCAGAUCGGAAGGAGAUGGUCCCUCACUUUUGACAUGUCCUCCAUGUCUGCAAGCGACAUUGUCCAGCUGGCUGAGCUUCGCAUCCGCCUGCCAGCUUUUACAGAAUCUUCCAGCGCUUCAAUGGACAUCUACCAUUCCCACAGUGAGCGGUGCAUGGGCACUCACUGCCCCGAGAAUAGGCUGCUCCUUGGCCACCUUAGAGUUAAUCCCAGUUCACUGGUGUCGCCGUCCUCCUGGAAAGUGUUCAACAUGACGCACAUAGUCCAUCGCUGGUUGCAGCAUCGGGAGCAUUCCGCAAAGAGGAUGGGGGAAGAGAAGCCAGAGGAGAGAGAGCAGGAGCAUGAAUUAUUUCAGCACCUUACAGCUGACAGGGUCAUCAUGGUGGUGUUCUUAAAGCAUGAAGCAAAGGACCAGCGAGUACCAACGCUUAUCCGCACAGCAAAGCACUCCAAGUACGCUGGUCUGGGCAGGGAGCACGUACCCUCCAGAAUGAGGAGCAGCAGAGAAAAGAGGGACCAGCAGACCCAGCAGCAGAGAGAGGAGGGUGGGAGAGAUGCUCCCAGGGACAAGGCAACACAAGAGGAGAAAAAGGAUCAUCUGUGCAGGAAGGUGGACAUGUGGGUGGACUUUGAGAAACUAGGCUGGAGUGAGUGGAUUGUCUAUCCCAAACGAUACAACGCUUAUCGCUGCAAAGGGACCUGUCCCACACCAGUAGAUGAGACCUUCACCCCCACUAACCACGCAUACAUACAGAGCCUGUUGAAUUAUCAUCAUCCAGACGAGGCACCCUGUCUGUCUUGUGUGCCCACACGCCUGGCACCAAUCUCCAUGCUGUACUUUGAAGAUGGAAAGAUGGUCAUGAGGCAUCAAGACGACAUGGUGGUGGAGGAGUGUGGCUGCCAAUGA
Pelmatolapia mariae (spotted tilapia) is the source of this 1215-nucleotide messenger RNA. Its product is annotated as nodal homolog 2-A-like. The coding region runs from base 1 to 1215 and encodes 404 amino acids. Gene Ontology annotation, molecular function: growth factor activity; cytokine activity. The record is from RefSeq and is a predicted model, not a curated record. The transcript has 3 exons. Lineage: Eukaryota; Metazoa; Chordata; Actinopteri; Cichliformes; Cichlidae. Gene Ontology annotation, cellular component: extracellular region.